GUCCGAAUGGUAUUGGUUCGAACGGAAUUAAUAAAAAAAAAAAGUUUGACUGCUUUGAGAGAGCCCCUCCCCCUUUGGAGUCUCACUGUGUGAGCUUAGCUUCUUUCAUUUUGAUCUUGGCCCGUGAAUCUAACCAGCUUUCUUCUGAAUUCGCAUCCUUUUGUGAAUCUGGUCUUGUAGAUCUGCUUAGCACUGAAUUAGCGAUGGGGGAGGAAGAUACGAAGGUCACCGUGGAGCCAACAGCGAAUGGGACUAGUUCUCUUCAAAAACAAUCAGAUUCAGUCGCUGAAAAACAGCCUGGUGAGAAUGCUAGCGGCAAAGAAACGGAGGUAAACAAGAAAGAUGAGGAUGCUGGUCCUGAGAAAAUGGAGAUAGACGAUGAGAUCAAACAAGAUGAAGAGAAAAAUGAGACUGAAGAUAAAGAGGGAGAGGUUGCAGAAAAGGAAAACGAAGCUGAGACUGAGAGACCAGAAGAGAAAGAGGCCAAGGAAGACAAGGAACAAGCAGAGAUUGCUAAAACGGAGGAAGAGAAUGGAAAACCAGAAGCUGAUGAUAAAAUGGAUGAAGACACAGAUGGCAAGAAGCUGGAAGCUGAUGAUGGUGUUUCUGGAGGUGCUACGGAGGAAGAUACCGUGAUGAAGGAAGCCGUGGAGUCUGAAGAUAAUAAAGACAUAAAGGGUGCUGAAAAUGGAGGGGUUGACAAUAUAGAUGCUACUAAAGGAAGCCAAGAUAAAGCUGAGGAAGAUUCAGAGGAGGAGAAACUAGAAGGAGGGAAAGUAAAUGGGAACGAAGAAGAGGAUAAGGAAGACAUCGAAGAGGGAGAGAAGCUGGUCGGUGGAGACAAUGCCGAAGAGGAUGAAAAGAAUGAGGGGAAGAAGGAAGAAACAAACAAAGAAGUGGAGGCUGACGCUAAGGUGGAUGAGCCUAAAGUGGAGGACGACAAAACAGAGAGUAAGGGUGAGAAUGAAAAUGACAGCAAGGAUGAGGAUGAAGAUAUAGAGGAGGAGAAGGAAGAUGAGAAAGAAGAGAGCAAUGAUGAUACAGAAGGUGGAGACGAAGAUAGCAAGAAGUCUAGCAAGGGAGGGAAAGGGAAGAAGGAUAUUGAACCUAAGACUCCUUACAGCUCUGAUCGCCCUGUCCGUGAGCGAAAAUCUGUUGAGAGACUUGUCGCUGUGGUUGAUAAAGAUUCUUCAAAGGAAUUCCAAAUCGAAAAGGGAAAAGGAACACCUCUCAAAGAUAUCCCAAAUGUUGCUUACAAGAUAGCAAGGAAAAAGCCUGAUGAUGCUUUCAAGCUUCUACACACUAUUCUAUUUAAUGGGAGAAGAGGGAAGGCUGCUCAGGUCAAGGCAAACAUAUUACGCUUUUCUGGUUACAAAUGGCAAGGAGAUGAGGAAAAGGCAAAAGAAAAAGUAAAAGAAAAGCUUGACAAAUGCAACAAAGAAAAGUUGUGGGAGUUUUGCGAUCUCUUUGACAUAUCAGUCUGCAAAGCUACAAGAAGCAAAAAGGAAGAUAUUGUUGUGAAACUGUUUGACUUUUUGGAGAAACCUCAUGCGACUACUGAUGUUCUGGUUAAUGAGGAAGAGAAGAGCGCAAAGCGCAAAAGAACUCCUAAGAAAAGUUCGCAAGCAGCUGGAAGUUCAUCUUCAAAACGAUCAGCAAAGAGCCAAAAAAAGACUGAUGAAGCAACAAGGAGUGACAAAAAGAGAGCAACUCAUUCUGAUGAUGAGUCUGAAGAAGAAGAGAAAGAGGAGGAAGAAGAAGAAGAGAAAGAGGAGGAGGAGGCAGAGGAGAAUGAAAACGGGAUUCCUGAUAAGUCGGAUGAUGAGGAGGCGCCUCAGCCUUCUGAAAGCGAGGAGAAGGAUGAAUCUGAGGAGGAGUCAGAGGAGGAAGAAACUAAGAAGAAGAAGAAGAAGCGUGUUGUUUCUAGGACAGUAUCUGGUGGAAAGACAGCAGCAGCAGCAGCAGCAAGGAAAUCAAGAAGCAAGAAAGCUGAAGUCUCAGAGAAAUCCAGUCCACCACCGAAGAAAGUUAGUCAAAAGCGCUCAGCAGGAAAACGUAAGGAGGGUGAUGACGACAAUGACGACAGUGAUACAAGUCCAAAGGCAUCUUCCUCUAAGAGGAAGAAAACUGAAAAACCGGCCAAGGAGCAGUCCUCCGUUCCUUCAAAAUCUGCAUCCAAAGAGAAAGCAGGAAAAAGAGAGGGAAAAGGGAAAGACCAAAAGAACAAGGAACCUAGUGAAGAGGAGUUGAAAAUUGCAAUUGUUGACAUCUUGAAAGUGGUGGACUUCAACACGUCCACGUUCAUGGACAUCCUCGAGAGACUAGUUGGGAAGUUCGAUAUUGAUCUCACGUCGAAAAAAUCAUCGAUAAAGCUGAUGAUCCAAGAUGAGCUCAAUAAGAUAGCUGAUGAAGAAGAAGAAGAGGGUGCUGAGAAAGAGAAAGCUGGUGGUGGUGGUGGAGAGGAGGUUAAGGCCUGAUCACAUAGCACAUAAAUCUAGUCUCUCUAUCCCCAUUUGCCUAUCGUCAGUCACUAGUCAAAAUAUAUUAGAGAAUGUAAUUUGCUUGUUGUUUUUGCCUGGAGUUGUUGUUCUACAAGCAGGUGGUUUUUUUUUUUGUUUUUUUUUAACUUUUGGUAGAGUCUGAGAGAGGAAGAAGCUUGCGAGUAGUAGCUUUCGUUGUGUAGACGAUUUAACAUUUGUGGCCGCACUUGAAGCACCCUUAUGGUUUUUAGA
Raphanus sativus (radish) is the source of this 2732-nucleotide messenger RNA. Its product is annotated as DEK domain-containing chromatin-associated protein 4. The transcript has 12 exons. Gene Ontology annotation, cellular component: nucleus. NCBI's taxonomy places the organism in Eukaryota, Viridiplantae, Streptophyta, Magnoliopsida, Brassicales, Brassicaceae. Gene Ontology annotation, molecular function: DNA binding; histone binding. Gene Ontology annotation, biological process: chromatin organization; regulation of double-strand break repair. The coding region runs from base 204 to 2477 and encodes 757 amino acids. The record is from RefSeq and is a predicted model, not a curated record.